Messenger RNA from Salarias fasciatus (jewelled blenny), 1555 nucleotides. RefSeq names its product nectin-3-like. The record is from RefSeq and is a predicted model, not a curated record. Bases 212 to 1000 code for a protein of 262 amino acids. Gene Ontology annotation, biological process: heterophilic cell-cell adhesion; homophilic cell-cell adhesion. Gene Ontology annotation, cellular component: adherens junction. NCBI's taxonomy places the organism in Eukaryota, Metazoa, Chordata, Actinopteri, Blenniiformes, Blenniidae. The transcript has 9 exons.
UAUAAAACUGAGCUGAAAAUCUCUCACUUCCAUUAUGAAGAGGAUUACCAGGAGGAAGUUUAGGAGCUGCUUUAUCAUCUGCUGAAAGUUUCCAGUAAUGAGAAGCAGCCAUUCUUUUUCAUGGAUAUGUUUUGUUCUUGUUGCCACACUGCCGGUUUGACUCUGUGACCGAUAAAGCAGAAACUGGCGGAUCUCUGACUCAUAUCUGUAGAUGUGCAUAAUGGCCAAUUUCUACAGAUCAUCUAACUUACUGCUGCAGCUGAUUUGUUUGGCAUUACUUCAAGGUUUUGCGGCUGGAAAACUGGUCGUGUCGCCUGAAGUGACAGGAUACCUCGGGCGAAACGUGACCCUGCCGUGCGACUUCAUCCAACCAAAUGAAGACCGCAAAGUCAGCAUUACUCAGUUCCAGUGGGUUCUCCUGCAGCCAGAAGGAAAUCAAACCACUCUUGUUGUUGUUAGUAAAGAGUAUGGAAAAAAAGUACAUGACUCUCCUCUGAAGGGGAGAAUAGAGAUUAUUGAACAUUCACUCAGAAUUCUCAACGUGGAGUUGACAGACGCCGGGCUGUACAAAUGCAGCAUGACCACCUAUCCACUUGGGCCAUUCGAACGAGACACCAAACUUAUUGUUCGAGCCCAGUAUCACCCGGAAGAGUCUCCAGCUGCUCACGAACAGGCGCCGUUAUCAGCGGGGACGAUUUCAGCGAUCAUGACAGCAGUGGUCCUGCUGGUAAUGAUAACAACAGCAAUGAUUUACCUGUUCCUCGUCAGAAAAUGUAAUUCUUCAGCCAGGCACCGCGUCUUAAUUGAUACAGCCGGUCCGGCGAUUGACGUAACCAGACCAUCUGUGCUCAGAAGAGACGAGGAUCUGGUCUACUCUGACGUCACGCUCAAACCCCACAAAGGCGGCACUCCUUCAUCCAAUGACAAGCGCAGAGAGGCUGCAGAGGCCGAUAGUGUCACAUACUCUGAAGUCAUUAUUUCUCCUCAGCGGCACAGAUGAGCCGGUGUGUAAAUGUGGGAAUGAUAACGCUCCUUCUUACUUUUGCAAGUGUAACUGCAGAAAAGCUCCUGAAGCCACUGUAUGCAUUCAGCAUGGUGUCACCAUUCAGUGAAAUCCCCACACACUGGUGUGAUCUUAAUGUUUGUCGCUGCUGCAGGCCCUCCUUUGAUACGCUCAUGCAGACCGUACUUCAGCUCAGAGAUUAGGGCUAUCUAAACCAAAGUGCUCAUAGUUUUUAUUGCAGGAGUGUUUAUGUGCAGCAGAAGCUGGUCUCUUUUUCAUCUUCACCAUUAGAAUAUAAUGGAAAACUUAAACGCUUGCUUGGUCAUUUCUACACUGAACAUAUAAACUCAAGAGGUUACAGAAUCUUUUUUGACAUUAUUAUUAUGUCCCACUUAAAACAAGCAAAGUAUGCGAUCUUAUAGAAAAUAAUCUUUCAGACACUAUUUUUGGUUUUCAUGAUAUAUAAGCUAUAAUGAAAAAGACGAAAAUUAAAAAAAAUUCUUUGUUUUUAUGUUGAAGUUUAAUUAUUUGAAUUAAAUAUGUGAAAUAGGG